UUCAUCGAUUUGAAGCUCCCCGUCCCCCAUCCUGCAAGUGGACCAGUCCAAUCCAAGAUGGCUGACGGAGAAGAGAAUUCUGCCAGCCCGGCCGGAACGCCCACCGCUGCCGAGCCGCCCAAGAAGGGCAUGUCGGCGUUUCUGGACGUGUUUCGCAGAGCGGACAAGAAUGACGAUGGUAAGCUGUCCUGGUACGAGUUUAAGACCUACUUUGAUGACGGCUCUCUGUCCGAGACGGAACUGGGAGAACUUUUCCACCGCAUCGACACCCACAACACCAAUAACAUCGAUGUCGGAGAGCUAUGCGACUACUUCUCCCAGCAGUUGGGCCCAUUUGAGCAGGUGUACAGUGCUCUGGAGGAUCUGAACUCUUCCAUCAACACUGCUCUCAUGUCCACUGCACAGGAUUAUCCCAGCAUGCCACAGGAGGGCCAGUUUAUGCGGCGUUUCCUGCUGAAGGAGGUUCUGAACCAGAUGGAGUCUCAGCAGCGCUCGGUGGACGUGGCCAGCGAACAUCUGGAACAGGAGUCAGGAUCUCAGGACCCCGUUGAUGCCAAUGUUGAGGAGGAGCCCCAGCUGAGCCGAGCGCGGAGGCGGGACAUCCGGCGGCAGAUGAGCGGGCUGUCACGGCUGGAGAGUCACGAGGACAACAGCGCAGCGCUGACUCAGCAGGUCAGCAGGCUCAAGACUCUGCUGGACACCUUACAGAGCAAGGUGAGACUUCAGCCUAUAGAAGAGGAGCUGGACAUGGAGGAUGGAGCUUCACUGGUCCAGGUGGUCCAGAGGAGGAUGGAGAUGGAGGAAGAUAAGGAGGAGGAGUUCCGUAAGGCUCUACGGGAGUACCUGGAGGCUGUCGAGGGGACAGAUGGGUGCAUCAACCUGUGUGUUUGCCGCACUCCCGACAGAGAACAUAUUAUCCUGUACGAGAUCUGGGCUGGCACUGAGGCUUGGAAAAGCCACGUGAGCUCCUCAGUCAGCAAGACAUUCCAACACAAGGUCAUCGACCUCCUGGCUCAGCCCGAGCAGAUGUCCACCAUCAGCAUACCAGCAUCCUGGCUCCAGACAGAUGCAGAAUGAAGACCUCCCUCAAGGCUGGCUGAGGCGUUGGUAUCACAGAACUGGAGAUCUUGAAACUUCUGCUGUGGUUUUGUUUUGGGGUGACCUUUCUACUGUAAUUUUAUGACACCACAAACAUCUAUGUCUUGUAUUUAAGCUGAUAAAAACACAUUUUCAUGUAUUUCUUUUAAUGAAGUACAUGUACUGUUUUGGGGGGAUGGAAAGGGUAAGAUUUGUGUUCGCCCCAACAAGCAAAUUUCUGUCCCAGGACGAAGGGAUGGGUCCUGGAGACUUCCCUGGUAUAAAACCACUGUAGAAGUGAAAGAAUUUACAUGUAUUGUAGGGUAAACUGGGUAUCCAUGGUGGGUUUUGGGUUCUCUUUAUCACUAUGUGGACUGUUUGUCUAUUGUGGGGAACAUUUGGUGAUAUUAAUGGUUUUCAUGGUAUUUCUGAA
Messenger RNA from Branchiostoma floridae (Florida lancelet), 1510 nucleotides. RefSeq names its product N-terminal EF-hand calcium-binding protein 1-like. Gene Ontology annotation, cellular component: cytoplasm. Bases 58 to 1077 code for a protein of 339 amino acids. Gene Ontology annotation, molecular function: calcium ion binding. Gene Ontology annotation, biological process: regulation of amyloid precursor protein biosynthetic process. The record is from RefSeq and is a predicted model, not a curated record. NCBI's taxonomy places the organism in Eukaryota, Metazoa, Chordata, Leptocardii, Amphioxiformes, Branchiostomatidae. The transcript has 13 exons.